CCGGCAUAUCGGUUUACUGCUGUUGAAGCAGAUGGCACAGAUAUACCACUGUAGCCAGAGGAACCAUAAACACAAAAUAAGCAAAGGUUCUUUUUACCCCCAUUGCCCUGAGCCAACCAGGUGAUAGCAAAGCAUCUUUCCCACAACAAACCACCUCUUACACAAACUGCAUCAGAUGAGAAGAUCGACGCUGCCUUGGACACAUCUCUGACUCAGACUCUGUGAUAUUUUACGAAAGAAUCAGAAUUUAUAGUCUACGUGAGCUAACCUUAUUUUGAAUUCAGACACAGCUGAUUUCUUGAAGGCUGCACAAUGGUUCAAGGUGUUUCAGAGAUAGCCGCAAUGUGCGUCGGCCUGAUCGGGCUGAUCGGGGCGGCGGCUACUACAGGGAUGCCCAUGUGGAAGGUGACAGCUUUCAUUGGGGAAAACAUAAUUGUGAUGGAAAGCCGCUGGGAGGGCUUGUGGAUGAACUGCUACAGACAGGCCAACAUCAGGAUGCAGUGUAAGGUCUAUGACUCCCUGCUGUUCCUGCCACCGGAUUUACAGGCAGCCAGAGGUCUGAUGUGCUGUUCUCUGGCCCUCUCGGGUCUGGGGCUCCUUGUGGCUCUGGCAGGAAUGCGGUGUACAUCCUGUAUUCAGGAUAAUGAGUGGGCUAAGACUAUCAUCCUGAUGGUUGCAGGUGGUAUGCAGUUUGCGGCCUGUAUCUGUGUCUUCAUCCCCGUGUCGUGGACAGGUCAUGUCAUCAUUAGAGAUUUUUAUAAUCCAUUGCUGAUUGAUGCCCAGAGGAGGGAGCUAGGAGAGGCUCUCUACAUCGGUUGGGUGACCGGCGCCUUCCUCUUUGCCUCUGCCAUGUUGUUUGUCUGCCGCCGUAUACCCUCAGAUAAAGGCUCAUUCGACGUGUACCACCAAGCCAACUUGCUCAGUUACAAGCCAGCACCCAGCAAGCCAUCUCUAAUGAGGUAUCAUCCCAUCUCAAGUAUUUCCAGCCAACAUUCUACAGCAUACCAUCCUUCUCUGCAGAGCAACGGCUAUGUUGGACAACACCUUGCAAUGCCACUGCAAAACAUCCCUCCUGUUGUCUAUAACCCGGGUCUGCCUGACAAUGCGUCACUGGUAUAUCAAGGUGGUAUGGCUCACCAUUCCUCAAUACGGAGUUCUCCCCAUGUUGGAAGCCUGUAUACGCCAGGCAACUCCUUUUACACAAGCCAAAACUCCACGCCAUAUUCACAGGCUUAUAUCGGCGAUCCUACUGCAUCUUACCAGUCCAGUUUUCAUCCGGUUCCACACACUCCUGUUUUCAUAGGAUAUAAAUCAUCAAGACUUCAACCAGGGUCUCUCGAGAGCCGUGCUGGUGUAUACAUAUAAAGAACAGAAAUUGUGAGUGAGUUUUUAUUGCUGGUUAAACGUUGAAGACACAAAGCACUAUGCUUUUCAUCACAACCAAAUUUAAAGUUCUGUGCACUUCUGUGUCGAGAUGAAGGUAAAAUGAUGUUUAUUCUGCUUGUAUUAGAAUUAUCCUGACGCCCAGAGUAAAUAGCAUGUUCAUCUUGUUUCUACUAUUUACACAAAAAACUAAAUAUGGGUUGUUUGAUCUGCUUUUGUUGUUAGUGUAAAUAAAGGUGUCAUGUGCUGUUUUAAUGAAGACCUGUUAAGGGCGUACUUUCACAAAAUAGAGAUUUAUGAGAAAUCAUCUGUUUGGAACAUCGUAGCCUUAUCUUUUGCAUAUUUGUAACCGUUUGUUUAUUAUAUUUUUAAAUGUUCUGUGGUUAUCAUUACUCGUGUUUCAAUGCAUUUUUUUUUUUUUAAAGUCUUUUUCUGUCAAGAUGUCUUUGUAACCACUCAAAUAGAAGCAGUGCUGAAGUAUAUGAUUAAACAACCUACUUGUAGAUAGUUAUAGUUUGUAUUAGCAAUGAUCAUUUUGAGUUACAAACGCUUAGUAAUUAGCAGGUGGAGUUCACUCAGCAACUUAGGGUUAGGAGUUAGUGGCUUUGAAGGGGCUUUU
This is a messenger RNA of Anarrhichthys ocellatus (wolf-eel), 2002 nucleotides long. RefSeq names its product claudin-8-like. The record is from RefSeq and is a predicted model, not a curated record. The transcript has a single exon. Gene Ontology annotation, molecular function: structural molecule activity. Lineage: Eukaryota; Metazoa; Chordata; Actinopteri; Perciformes; Anarhichadidae. Gene Ontology annotation, cellular component: bicellular tight junction; membrane. The coding region runs from base 313 to 1365 and encodes 350 amino acids.